Molecule: messenger RNA, 657 nt
Organism: Chaetomium globosum CBS 148.51
Lineage: Eukaryota; Fungi; Ascomycota; Sordariomycetes; Sordariales; Chaetomiaceae
Exons: 1
Coding region: 1-657 (218 amino acids)
Source: RefSeq, a predicted model, not a curated record
AUGAAGUGCUCCUUCUUCCUCGUCUUGUUCGAGCUCAUCGCCCUGGGCUUCGGCCAGGACGUCACCGUCACCCUGUCCUCCGGUGCCACCCUCCCGUCGGGUGUUACCCUGCCGUCGGGCGUAUCCGUCGUCACCGCCACCUCGACCUCUUCCGCCCAAGCUAAGUACCGUCGUCAGAACAUCGGUGGCGGUGCCUCGCAAACCCGCACUGCUGGCCAACAAACUACCUCUACCGCCCAAGCUCAACGGUACCGCCGUCAAAACAUUGGUGGCGGUGCUUCACAGACACGUACUGCUGGCCAACAAACUACCUCUACCGCCCAAGCUCAACGGUACCGCCGUCAGAAUAUUGGUGGCGGUGCUUCACAGACACGUACUGCUGGUCAACAAACCACCUCUGCCGCCCAAGCUCAACGGUACCGCCGUCAGAACAUUGGUGGCGGUGCUUCACAGACACGUACUGCUGGUCAACAAACCACCUCUAGCGCCCAAGCUAAGCGGUACCGCCGCCAGAACGUUGGUGGCGGUGCUUCACAGACACGCACUGCUGGUCAACAAACCACCUCUGCCGCCCAAGCUAAGCGGUACCGCCGCCAGAACGUUGGUGGUGGCUCGCAGACCCGCACUGCCGGUCAACAGACCACCCGUGCCAACUAG